UGUAACUAGCAUACAACUUUCAUAUCUCCAAAGUUGGGCCGCCCAUUAGGAUGAGCCCAAUCCAAUCAGCUUUAUGUGCAAAUGCUAUUGUUUACCACUUGUCAAUUUCAAUUUUCCCAGAAAGAGGAAGAAGAUAAUAAAGACUAAAAAUAAAAUUUAAAACUAAAAUUGAAGCCAGCAGAUAACUCGAGCUUGCAGCAGCAAUGGCGUUAUUAUCGUCGACGCUCAACAGCUUAUCGAUUUUACACUGUUCACCAAAGAUCGAAGUGAAAUCUGGAAAUAAAUGGCGGCCAAUCUGUGCUGCUACUAGGUCACAAUCACAGGAUAACUCAAAAUCAAGAGAUUCAGGACGCAGCUAUAGGAAAGUGUGGAGGCGAAGAAAUUUGACCAAAAGAGAUGAUUUUUCGGUACACGGGAUGGAAAGGGUCCCGUUUCUCGAGGAACGGGUCAGAAAGAUAAGAGAAACGGGAGAGAUUGUGUCGAUGGAUAUCGAGAGGCUGUUACUGUCAGAAGAAAACAGGUUUGCUUUCGUGAAUGAUGUGGCGGCCGAGGCAAAUCGGUACGUGGAAAAUAACCGUGAUGAGUAUGGCUCGAAAAAAGCUAUUCUCCAUGUCCUAAGCAACAGAAUGAAUGAUCUUGGGUUUAAGAGGUCCGAGGCUUAUCUGGAGGGUGACCCUUAUAAGCCAGGUCCUGGUUAUCUGAGGCAAGAAGUCUUUAAUGACUAGAAUUGAAAAAAAAAAUAAAGGGCAAUCUAAUUUGUCAUUCGAAAUUGGAUUCUGUUUCUGAAUUUGCAGCUUUGGAAGGGGGAACUUUGAUCAGUCGAACGAAUGUAAGGCUGUGUUUAUCUGUAGGCACUAUAAACUUGUAUGAGCAAAAACAAGUACUAUUUUUGUCAUUUGUGUCGAUAGUUGGGAAUACAUUCAACUGCAGUCUGUUUGUGUAAGUGCAUUGACGAGAUAACCAUUUUUUUUUGUUCUUUAUUUUUUUUUUUUUCUUUUGGGCAACCGAUUGAGGUCAGAAGGGGUUUCGAAGGCUGCUUGUGAAGAAACCCGUUUGUAAUGUAAGAAACUCGUUUUUUCGUUUUUCUUGGUGCAAUGCAAUUAUGCUAUAAAGAUUCAAUUUUUUACAUAUGAGAAAGGUGCUUUCUUCCCCUUUCGAGCUUAUCCUUUGAUAGUGAAG
Striga asiatica is the source of this 1179-nucleotide messenger RNA. NCBI's taxonomy places the organism in Eukaryota, Viridiplantae, Streptophyta, Magnoliopsida, Lamiales, Orobanchaceae. The record is from the annotation of a GenBank genome assembly.